ACAUCAGCCAUCUUGAUGUUUGCUACGAUGGCAAUCGAUCAUCUGUUUGCAUCGUUCAUCCUUCUCCUUAUCUCUAACACGGGGUUCAGUGCUGAGAUCUCUGUGUUAGUGCAGACAGGAGCUUCUGUUCAACUGGAUAUACAGACACAACAACUACCAGAGUUUGAUCUUUUAGUCUGGCUGAAUGAUAAAUCAGAGAGUAUAGUUAAAUACAACAGUGAUUCCAAAAGAGUAAAACUUUAUGACUCCUACAAGGACAGAGUGGUUUUCAAUGAUGUAACCUUCUCUCUGACUCUGAAGAACAUGCAGAAGACAGACAGUGGACUCUACAGAGCAAGAACAAUUGGAUCAAAAACCACAGAUUUGGUCUCAUACAGAGUAUCUGUUAUAGACUCUGUUGAGGCUCCUGUCCUGACUGUGAACUCAAUCUGGUUCAGCAGUGACUCCUGUACUGUGAACUUCACAUGCAGAGCUCAUGAGCUCAUGAUUAACUCCAGCUAUCAGAACAACAGAUGCUCUACACAGGAAGUGACAUCACAGAUCCACACUCUCACCCUGGACUGUAGUGAGGAAUACAUCAUCUGUAACCAUAGCAACACUGUCAGCUGGAAACAAGACAGAAUAAACAUCACACGGCUCGGUGAAAAGAAUGAAAGGCUAAUCCCACACUCCUAUACAGAACACAUGAUUGUGCACCUUGUUGAGUUUGUUGUUGUGGGAGUGAUGGGGAUUGCUGGUUUGAUUAUUUACUGUUACUGGAAGAAUAAAACAGAUGUCAAACAGGCUGAUGAUACAGACUACGAUGAUGCUGAGACUCAGGAGAGACACUGACCACCGUCACCUACAGCAGGACACCAAACACCUUCAUGAAUGCUGAAGACUAACAGACAGCUUCCUGACUUCAUGACUCCUGUGGAAGUGUACAGACACAUUUUAUUGUGAGGCUAAUAUUCAGUCAGUCACUGCAGAUGUUAAAAAUGAGCUCUUCUCUGCUUGUUUGUGCUGUUUGGAUUUGCUUUUCUUGUCCAGGUUUCUAUUGAGCAAGAGAUUUUACAAUCACAGUUCUCUUAAAAGUGAAGGUUCUGUCAUAAGUCACUCACCUCAUGUUCUUCUUAACCUUUAUGUAUUUCUUUCUUCUGUGGUAGAAACUGUAGAAUGUUUCAGCUGUUUUUGUCUCUAAAGUCAGUCGGCUCAAAUCCCAAAAAGAGCAUGUGAGAAGCAGAGAAGUAAUUCAUAAACAGUUAGUUUAACUCAGUACAUGUCUUUUAAAGUGAUCAAAUCAAUUUGUAUACAUUUAGCUGACACUUUUAUCCAAAGCGAUUUUCAAUUUCUGUAUAUGUCUGUAUAUGGGAAUGCUAAUUUUCACUCAAUCUCCUGUUAAUCUUGA
Carassius auratus (goldfish) is the source of this 1387-nucleotide messenger RNA. RefSeq lists its product as uncharacterized. NCBI's taxonomy places the organism in Eukaryota, Metazoa, Chordata, Actinopteri, Cypriniformes, Cyprinidae. The coding region runs from base 16 to 831 and encodes 271 amino acids. The transcript is spliced from 6 exons. The record is from RefSeq and is a predicted model, not a curated record. Gene Ontology annotation, cellular component: membrane.